Molecule: messenger RNA, 2502 nt
Organism: Cornus florida
Lineage: Eukaryota; Viridiplantae; Streptophyta; Magnoliopsida; Cornales; Cornaceae
Product: transmembrane 9 superfamily member 11
Exons: 2
Coding region: 179-2152 (657 amino acids)
Biological process (GO): protein localization to membrane
Cellular component (GO): membrane
Source: RefSeq, a predicted model, not a curated record
UCCAGUUUUCAAUUUCUCUCUCUCCCUCUCUCUCUCUCUCUCUCUCUAACUUCUUCGCAGAGCUUUACGAUAUCUGUUGGCGUGCAAAUCUCACCUACACAGAGGGCUUUCGUCUCAGUGCUCUAUGCAUCAGUCUCUGCUAAAGAUCUGACACAAAACCAUUGAAAAACUGGUCGAAAUGGACUUCUUUGACAAAUUCAAGAUCUGGGUUUUGUUUAUAUGCUUGAUAUCUCAAUUGGGUCAUGGUUUUUACCUUCCGGGUAGUUACCCUCACAAAUAUGCUGUUGGCGAUCCUUUGUUCGUGAAAGUGAAUUCACUGACUUCCAUUGACACUGAAAUGCCCUUCAGCUAUUACAGUUUACCCUUCUGUCCGCCCCCGGAAGGUGUUAAGGACAGUGCCGAAAACCUGGGCGAGCUCCUUAUGGGCGAUAGGAUUGAGAAUUCUCCGUAUCGGUUUAAGAUGUACACGAAUGAGACGGAGAUCUAUCUUUGUAAAACAAAGAAAUUGUCUGGUGAUGAAUUUAAGAUCUUGAAGGAAAGAAUUGAUGAGAUGUAUCAGGUGAAUUUGAUUCUUGAUAAUUUACCUGCCAUUCGAUAUACCAGGAAGGAGGGUUAUUUCUUGCGCUGGACGGGUUACCCAGUUGGCAUUAAGGUUCAGGAUGUGUAUUAUGUGUUUAAUCAUUUGAAGUUUACAGUUCUAGUUCACAAGUAUGAAGAGACCAAUGUGGCUCGUGUCAUGGGGACCGGGGAUGCAGCUGAAGUGAUCCCAACAGUUGGGAAAUCAGGAUCGGAUGUGCCAGGUUACAUGGUUGUGGGCUUUGAGGUGAUUCCUUGCAGUUUCCAGCACAAUGCAGAAUCCGUGAAGAACUUGAAAAUGUUUGAUAAAUACCCGUCUCCUAUAAAGUGUGAUCCCACUACCGUCGCUAUGCCUGUUAAGGAAGGUGAGCCUGUGGCCUUCACCUAUGAGGUCUCAUUUGUGGAGAGUGAUAUUAAAUGGCCGUCUAGAUGGGAUGCUUAUUUGAAGAUGGAGGGAGCAAAAGUCCACUGGUUUUCAAUUCUCAAUUCUCUUAUGGUGAUUACUUUCUUGGCUGGAAUUGUCCUUGUGAUCCUUUUAAGGACGGUCAGGCGGGACUUGACUCGUUAUGAGGAGCUUGACAAGGAGGCUCAAGCUCAGAUGAACGAGGAGUUAUCAGGGUGGAAACUUGUUGUGGGUGAUGUUUUCCGCGCUCCAACCAAUCCUUCACUUUUGUGUGUAAUGAUUGGGGAUGGAAUUCAAAUUCUUGGGAUGGCAGUUGUGACCAUACUAUUUGCGGCCCUUGGGUUUAUGUCACCGGCUUCUCGUGGGACGCUGAUUACAGGUAUGCUAUUUUUCUACUUAAUUCUUGGAAUUGCUGCUGGUUAUUUCGCUGUUCGUCUUUGGAGGACAAUUGGAUGUGGCGAUUACAAAGGAUGGGUUUCAGUGUCUUGGCGGGUUGCUUGUUUCUUCCCUGGUAUUGCCUUUUUGAUUCUAACCACUUUGAAUUUCCUAUUAUGGGGUAGUCACAGCACAGGAGCCAUUCCAUUUUCUCUGUUUGUAAUUCUCAUUUUGCUCUGGUUCUGCAUCUCGGUUCCCCUUACCCUAAUUGGUGGAUACUUUGGGGCAAAGGCACCUCAUAUUGAAUACCCUGUUCGAACCAAUCAAAUCCCUCGUGAAAUCCCACCUCAAAAGUACCCAUCAUGGCUUUUGGUUCUUGGGGCUGGCACUCUUCCAUUUGGUACACUCUUCAUUGAACUCUUCUUCAUCAUGUCUAGCAUUUGGAUGGGCCGUGUUUACUAUGUAUUUGGAUUUCUCUUCAUUGUUAUAAUCCUUCUUGUGGUGGUUUGUGCUGAAGUAUCUCUAGUUCUAACCUACAUGCAUCUUUGUGUGGAGGACUGGAAAUGGUGGUGGAAGUCCUUCUUUGCUUCUGGUUCUGUUGCCAUUUACAUCUUCCUAUACUCCAUAAACUAUCUUGUCUUUGACCUAAAGAGUUUGAGUGGACCUGUAUCUGCCACACUUUACUUGGGGUAUUCACUCUUCAUGGUUAUAGCAAUUAUGCUCGCAACUGGCACAGUUGGGUUCCUUUCCUCAUUCUGGUUCGUGCACUACCUGUUCUCUUCGGUGAAGCUGGAUUGAUGGAAAUUUUCAACUCAAAUGAUUUGCUUCAGGAAGAGCAGGAAUAGCAGCAGUGACUGGCAUGGGGGAAAUGAACGCAGUGCUUAAGUUUGUUCUCUCACAUAUGUUACUUGUCUUGAAUUUUCUUUUAUAGGGAAGUUGGUAAAGGCAAUGACAAUAAACCUUAUCCAUUUUGCUUUAUUCUUUUUGUUUUUAGAGGGAGAUCAUUGCACAAUAGCAAAGUUUAGUUGCGAUAUGGUGGAGGCAUAUUUUACUUGAGUAGUUGUUAUGUGGAUUUUCUUAUUUGCUUAUCUGGAUUUGUAUGGAUAGUCAAUCGAAUUGUCUUUCUGUUGUGGUAUUGUUUCUUAAAA